Molecule: messenger RNA, 2072 nt
Organism: Gracilinanus agilis (Agile Gracile Mouse Opossum)
Lineage: Eukaryota; Metazoa; Chordata; Mammalia; Didelphimorphia; Didelphidae
Gene: FZD5
Product: frizzled class receptor 5
Exons: 1
Coding region: 263-2041 (592 amino acids)
Biological process (GO): non-canonical Wnt signaling pathway; canonical Wnt signaling pathway
Cellular component (GO): plasma membrane
Molecular function (GO): Wnt-protein binding; Wnt receptor activity
Source: RefSeq, a predicted model, not a curated record
GGAAUUGGAGCCACACUCCCAUCCCCGGAGCGGCGCCGGCGAGGAGCUGAAGCCCAGCCAGCGGCGCCGGAGCCGCUCCGUGGCAGCUUUUCUUGGGAGGGAUUUCAUAAAAGGGAAAGAAACCAACAGGUUGAAAACCUGAAGAAACCAGCGGUACUCGGAACUGAGAAAAGAGUCCCCAUUUCUGCUGCCAAUCUUGCUUCCUGGGGAGGGUAAAAGAGGAAGGGGCCGGAACUGGAGUGAAUCGGGAGGGGCGACAGAGAUGGCUCGCCCUGACCUGGACUCGCUGUCUGGGCUGCCGGGGCCGCCGCCACGGCCGCUGCUGUCGCUGCUGCUGUUGCUCCUGGCGCAGCUGGCGGGGCGGGGAAAGGCCUCCUCCAAGGCUCUGGUGUGCCAGGAAAUCACGGUGCCCAUGUGCAGGGGCAUCGGCUACAAUCUGACGCACAUGCCCAACCAGUUCAACCACGAUACCCAGGACGAGGCUGGGCUGGAAGUGCACCAGUUCUGGCCGCUGGUGGAAAUCCAUUGCUCGCCGGACCUGCGCUUCUUCCUGUGCUCCAUGUACACGCCCAUCUGCCUGCCAGACUACCCCAAGCCCCUGCCUCCCUGCCGCUCCGUGUGCGAGCGGGCCAAGGCCGGCUGCUCCCCACUCAUGCGCCAGUAUGGCUUUGCCUGGCCCGAGCGCAUGAACUGCGAUCGCCUCCCUGUGCUGGGGGACACCGAGACCCUGUGCAUGGACUAUAACCGCAGCGAGGCAACAACGGCCCCGCCAAGGCCCUUCCCUGGCAAACCGACAUUGGCUGCCCCGCGAGCCUCGGCGUCCUCUGGCGGGGAGUGCGGCACCUGCGAGUGUCGGGAGCCCUUCGUGCGCAUUCAGAAGGAGACGCACCCGCUCUUCAAUAAAGUGCGCACUGGCCGGGUGUUGAACUGCGCUGUGCCCUGCUACCAGCCCUCCUUCAGCCCAGACGAGCGCACUUUCGCCACUUUCUGGAUCAGUUUAUGGUCCGUCCUCUGCUUCGUCUCCACCUCUACCACGGUGGCCACCUUCCUCAUCGACAUGGAGCGCUUUCGCUACCCUGAGCGGCCGAUCAUCUUCCUGUCCGCCUGCUACCUCUUCGUGUCCUUGGGCUUCCUUGUGCGCCUGGUCGUGGGCCAUGCUAGCGUGGCCUGCAACCGUGAGCACAACCACAUUCACUAUGAGACCACCGGGCCAGCGCUCUGCACCGUGGUCUUCCUGCUUGUCUACUUUUUCGGCAUGGCCAGCUCCAUCUGGUGGGUCAUCCUUUCCCUCACCUGGUUCCUGGCCGCUGGCAUGAAGUGGGGCAACGAGGCCAUCGCAAGCUACUCGCAGUACUUCCACCUGGCCGCCUGGCUCAUCCCCAGCGUCAAGUCCAUUGCAGUGCUGGCCCUGAGCGCUGUGGACGGUGACCCCGUGGCUGGCAUCUGCUACGUGGGCAACCAGAACCUGGACUAUCUGCGAGGCUUCGUGCUGGCCCCACUCGUGGUCUACUUGCUCACCGGCACGCUGUUCCUGCUGGCGGGCUUCGUGUCCCUCUUCCGCAUCCGCAGCGUCAUCAAGCAGGGAGGCACCAAGACGGACAAGCUGGAGAAGCUGAUGAUCCGCAUCGGCCUUUUCACCGUGCUCUACACGGUGCCCGCCAGCAUCGUGGUGGCCUGCUACCUGUACGAGCAGCAUUCCCGGGAGAGCUGGGAACGGGCGCUCACCUGCCAGUGCCCCGCCGGGGAGCCCGGGCAGCCCCGGGCCAAGCCUGAGUACUGGGUGCUCAUGCUCAAGUACUUAAUGUGCCUGCUAGUGGGCAUCACCUCGGGGGUCUGGAUUUGGUCGGGGAAGACGCUGGAAUCGUGGAGGCGCUUCACAAACCGCUGCUGCUGCCGCCGCCGGCGGGGCCACAAGUCGGGCGGGGCCACGGCCGCCCGGGACUACGCGGAGGCCAGCGCAGCCCUGACGGGUUGCAGGACCGGGGCUCCUUGCCCGAGCGCAGCUGCCUACCACAAGCAGGUGUCCCUGUCUCACGUGUAGCGGCCCGCUGGAGGGGGAGGGGUGAGGGCCG